AUGAUAUUCAAACAAGCCCUCCUCUCCCUCUCUCUGGCAAUUUCCACAGCGACAGCCUACCACCUCGCCGUCGUCGAUCAAAACACCAAAACAGUCCGAGUCUUCCCUCGCGACGCAGCAAAAUGGAACAAAGACGCCAUCUACUGGUCCUUCACAGCAGACCAGGACGUGGGCUGGUUUGAACACGACGACUGGGCCGAUCUAGAUGACGUGAAGAUCCGAAAGACCGCCGAUCUAGGCUAUUGGCUGCCUCGGGGGGGCAAAGUCGGAAUGGUCGAUAUCAUAGCCGGGCACGAAAGCGCCGACCUGGACGAUGUAGUCUGGCAAGCGACUCCGGGCGAUAAUCCGCACUCCCUGGAGCGAAUCCCAUACCUGGGUGCCUUUGUGGCGUCUAGCUCUACCCCGGGUAAAUUGACACUAUACGUGCCGACUGAUGCGUCGGAUGUGAAUGAUCUGAGCAAGAUCAAGAAGAGUCAUGAGUAUGAGAUUCCCAAGGCGCAUGGCGUUUUGUGGCAUAGUGGGAAACUUUGGGCGACGGGUGAGGACUAUCUUUAUAAGUUUGAUGUUGUGGGGAAAGGGAAGAGUAUCAAGUUGGUGAUGGAUGGGAAGAAGAUCGCUUUACCGAAGGUUUCUGGUCGUGCGAGCAAUGGCCAUGAUUUAUCGGCUAGUUAUAAGGAUCCGGAUGCUUUGUUGGUGACGCAUACUGCUGCGGCGUAUACUUAUAACGUCAAGACUGGAAAGUUCAAGACCCUGAUGAAGGUUGACAAGCUCAAGUCUCUUGUGCAGCAUUCUUCUGGUGAAUAUGCCUGGGUGAGGGGGGAGAAGAAUGAGAUGGGUCAAUAUGUGUCUUUCAGUGAUGAGAGUGCCCCGGAGACUGUGACUGAUAAGAGGGGAUGGGGCGAUGCUGAGUUCUACAAGGCGAAGAUCUUCGAUCCCGACUAUGAGUGA
Penicillium waksmanii is the source of this 948-nucleotide messenger RNA. RefSeq lists its product as uncharacterized. Lineage: Eukaryota; Fungi; Ascomycota; Eurotiomycetes; Eurotiales; Aspergillaceae. The transcript has 2 exons. Bases 1 to 948 code for a protein of 315 amino acids. The record is from RefSeq and is a predicted model, not a curated record.